GUGGCGGCGGCGGCGGCGGCGGGCGGCAGUCGCGCGGUGCAGCAUGGAGCAGCAGGGCGCAGCGCCUGUGGGCCCCGGGGCCGCGCGCCCCAUCGUCAACCCCGAGGAGUUCGGUGAAGUGGACACCUCCAGGUACCCCGCCCCCAAGGAUGCCACGCACAAGGUACGCGGCCGCAGCGACCUGCUGGAGAUGAUGUGCGGCGCCGGCACGGUCGACCCCGAGCUGCUCACCGUCAAGACCUUCUACUUUUUCUUUUACUCCGCCUUUGGAUCCUUGUUUCCCUUGAUGGGCGUGUACUUCAAGCAGAUGGGCAUGAACGCAGGCCAGUGCGGGCUCCUCAUAGGGACGAGGCCAUUCGUGGAGUUCCUUUCGGCGCCCUUCUGGGGAGGGCUCGCCGACCGCUGGCAGAAAGGCAGAACUCUAUUGCUGGCUUCGCUGGGAGCUUGGAUCAUAUUCACGCUGCCGCUGAGCUGGGUGCAGCCGAGCGCGGUGGCGUGCGUGCAGCCCGUUAACAGCACUGCGUACGUUUUGGUGGCGCCGAGCUACGACGAGGACGAGAUGACCUACUCGCGCUCCUUCCACGGCCCCGCGGCGGGACGGGAAGGCUCGCCCCUACCCGUGUCUGACGCCGAAAACUACAACCCUGAAACUAAUUCGAAAUGGGUCACUCCGCUGCAUUCUUUCAUUGUCUACAGCACUCCGAACAUACAAAAGACAUUUUUCUUGCUGCUGCUGCUCGUCGUAAUCGGCGAGUUUUUCAGCGCUCCUGCGAUCACUUUAGCCGACUCUGCCGUCAUCACAUUACUCGGCGAGGAUGCUGAUAGGUACGGACACCAGCGCAUGUUCGGCUCGCUGGGCUGGGGGCUGGCUAUGUUCUUCGUUGGCAUCGCGCUGGACCACAGUACGGCGUUCAGCUCGCAUCCGUGCGGAGGCCCGCAGCGCUACGAAAAGAACUACACCAUCUGCUUCGCGACGUUCUCUGUGCUUAUGGGCGCCGCUCUAAUCACUGCCACGCAGAUAAAGUUUAAGUACGAGGCAAUGAGUAUUGAGACUCCGGCCGAGCCCGCGACGGUGGAGCCCACGCAGGAGGAGCGACUGCAGGAGCAGCUGGCAGCUCAGCUGCAGCUGCCCGGCCUCGACACCAGCGCGCCGCCGCCCCAGCAACCGCCGCUGCAGCACGCCAAGGUGUUCGCCCAGACCACACGCGAGAUGCCGGAGUGGGUGACAGUGCUGCGGCAGUUUCAGAACGUGAAGGCGGCUUCUUUCCUGCUCGUCGCCUGGUUCAUGGGCUUCGGCAUCGGCCUCAUCUUUACGUUCCUAUUUUGGCAUCUCCAGGACAUCGGCGGAUCUCCAACGUUGUUUGGAGUGGCUUCUGUGAUCAACCAUAUCUCCGAGAUAUUCGCCUACUUUUUCAGCUUCAAACUGAUCACUCAGAUGGGGCAUGUGAAGGUGCUGUGUCUGGGGCUGGCGGGUAACGUGGUGCGCUUCCUGUACAUCUCGUGGCUCACGGACCCGUGGUGGGUGCUGCCGUUCGAGUUCGUGCAGGGCGUGACGCACGCGGCCGUGUGGGCGGCGUGCUGCUCGUACAUCGCGCACGGCUCGCCCGCGCGCCUGCGCUCCUCGGCGCAGGGCGUACUGCAGGGGCUGCACCACGGGCUCGGGCGCGGUUGCGGCGCCGUGCUGGGAGGCAUCGCCGUCGCUAAGUGGGGCACCACACGCACCUUCGCCGGCUACGGGCUGCUGUGCGCCGUAGCGCUGGCCGCCUUCGCCUUUGUCAACUUCCGCGGCGACGACGGCGGGCCGCCCGUGGCGCCCGACGAGGACGCGCGCGCAGUGGCCGAGGCGGGCGUGCUGGCGCCGCACGGCGUGCCCUCCAACCCGCUACCCCGCGCGCUCUCCUCCACUCGCCUCGCCGACCUCGCCAGCCACGACAACUACGGCGCCACUCAGAGCUACAGCGGCGCGGAGAGCCUGAGCGUGCCGGGCGCGCGCGCCGCCAACCCGUUCGUGAGCGAGGCGCCGCCCAACGCGCCUGCGCACUCCUACCGAUAAACGGCUUACUCUCACGUAUUUAUGAACUCAUUUAUUAUAAUUUCUUGUUCCGGAAAGAGUAAUAUUCCUAUGCGACAGGAUAUUAAUGAAAUCAUCAUGUACGGGUCAAUUCAAAAAUUUUGUUACACAUUAUGUAUUUAUUCAUUGACAGCUGAACAAAAAAUGAAAAUAAUCCUAAGAAAAAAUUAACUCGAAUAUUGUCCAUCAUUCUUUACGUUAUUAAAUUAUAAUUAAUUGAUGAUCUAGCAGGUUGACGCAAUCCCUGUUGUUACUUAUUCUAGUAUAAUUGGAGAAUUUAUAAUAUAAAGAUGUCCUGUGUAUAAUCGAGAAACUGCCUAAAGCUCUGUGAACCCCAUAAAAUCACUAAUUCUAAAAAAAAUGUAACUCUAAAAUAUAAUCGUAUAAAUUACUAUUAUUACCCACAUAAAGUAAAUGUUUGACUGGGCCGGUGUAGUCGAUUUGUGUUUCAACUAAGUAACUUGAGAUAGAUCUGAGCUAAUUGUGAAUUUUAUAAUAAUAUGUUAUUUUGUUAUAAUAUUUCAUUCUUAAGGAUAACCUUUUAGGUAUUAUAAUAAUCGAUGUCCCUCAGUAUAUAUGCGGGAUCGCAUAAUGAGUAGUAUUAUUCUUGUGAAAUUUAAUAGGUAAAUCUAUUCCUAUUCUUACUAAAUCGUGGAGCUUUUAAUUGAAAAAAAAAAUUAAUGGAAUAUUAGUUAGAAUUAUUAUAUUUACUCCAAAGUAUUAACACAUACCUUUUUACCAUUUACAUGUCUAAAGUGUAACAAAAAUAUAUUUAAAAAUGACUGUUGCUUUAUGUAUAGUGUUAAAUAUAAAGUGUUUUCAAACAAUGAAUGUGAAUUGCAGCGGCCGCAGCGGCCCGCGCGGUGGCGCGCGACCCGCUGCGUCGCUCGCGUUAGUAUACAAUGUAGGCUACUGAUUGUUGUACAAGAAUUACAAAUGCUGUUACUCGACCGCUAGACGUUUUAUUUAGUUACUGCGACAAGUCCACAGUGGCGGCUUGGCGAUCUCCGGCCGGCGCUAACUCGCAGCGCACACACAAACGAAUAUUUGUUAUUGUAAACUUUAUCGUUAACUAGAAUUAUGGAUGUUUCAUAGACUAUAUAUACCUUGUAGAUAUAAAUGAGCCAUCAUUUCCGUACUGUCGCCGUUUUGUGUUUACUUCAAUACAUAUACAGACAGAGUGAGAGUACUUCAUAUACAAAUAAUUGUAUGUUCUAUGUACAAGUAUAAUAUACGAUGUCAUAUCAUGGUGUGAUGAGUAGAUGUACGCAGUAGGUCGAGGUCGCUGUCGCCCGCACCGAGUCGCACCGACUCGCACCGAGCCACGGUGAGCCGCGCGGACACGCAGCAGGCCGCGCGGAGCGGGCGACGCGACUUCCUCACGAUAUUUAUUAUUUUUGUUGACUAUGAAGUAGAUAUUUAUCGAUAGCUAUAUGGUGUAUGAUAUACAUUUGUUGUAAAGUACUCCUUGCGCAUUGUAAGCGGCACAGUUAUAUAUUUUUGCACUGGGCCACAGCGGCGCGGCUCGCGCCCGCGCGCUGCGUCGCUCGCGGACAUUUGACAUUCUCAAUUUCGAAUAAUAAAUGUUGAAGUAUUC
Messenger RNA from Zerene cesonia (dogface butterfly), 3668 nucleotides. It is a transcript of the gene jef, whose product is annotated as major facilitator superfamily domain-containing protein 6-A. The transcript has 8 exons. The coding region runs from base 44 to 2053 and encodes 669 amino acids. Lineage: Eukaryota; Metazoa; Arthropoda; Insecta; Lepidoptera; Pieridae. Gene Ontology annotation, cellular component: membrane. The record is from RefSeq and is a predicted model, not a curated record.